UGAGCCUCAGCUUUUUUGAACCAGACACAGCACUUUGUUCACUGAAUAAUUUGUUCUUUUUGAUGUGCCAACCUGUUCUAGACAGCUAUUUCAGAAAUCCAGCAACAGGCAAACUGAAACGCUGCUUUGUGUUCAUUACUGACAAUGGCCCGUCAGUUGCCCCAGCAAGCAUUUGGUGCAAAUGCUCCUAGUCAGAUUUUGUCGCAUGUUCAACUUGGACAAGGUGGUUCAAAAAUCAUUCCCUGAAUACCACUCUAAACGAAAUUUUGUUGAAAGAGUUCAUGCUGUUGAAAAUGAAGCAUUGUCAAAGCAUGGACCAUUUAAUUCUCAUCAAGUCCAUGGCCAUGCUAAGACGGGAUCUCAGGAGCAUAAGAAAAACAUGCUGGCCAUGGCGAAGGAUAUAGAAAGAUGUCUCAAUUUCGGUGUUUUAUACAAUAAACAACCACUUCAUGCAUUUCAGUCUAUCAAAGAAGGUGAUUUCGUGUUUGAUGAUGAAGUGCAGUUAAAGCGUUUCUUGUCAUUGUCAGACACUCGUAAGGUAGAAGUUGGUUCAAUGGCAUAUGGAAUGAAACGAACCAAGCUAUCAGAGCACCUCUGUGCAAUUUGGGAAUUGAAUGCAGACUUUGCUAGUACUUACUGUGAUGACUACAAAGCUGUCUGUGGUCGUAUGAUCGAACGUAAACGUGAUACAAAUAGAAGACAUUGCCUGACUGUUUACAAAGACAAAUAUACAAUCGCAGUAUAUAACGAUGGUUCAGACUGGGAAGGCAAAACAGAAGACUCGAUUGAACGCCAACCUGUUCCUGAUUAUGUCGGAUGGUUUGAGACAGGAGGUGAGCUGCAUUGCUUGCCCUAUGAAAAACGAAAAAGGCUGCCAACAGGACCUUGGGACAAUUGUGAGGGAACAUUUUUGCCAACGAAAGUACUAGAGCUUUGUUGCAAAGUGUUCUCGAAGCCUCCAUCAGACCUCAAUGAAGACAUCGCAAUCCUUGCAUGGGUUCCAACACCAGAAGUCAAACUUUUUUGUCAGAAAGUAGAAGACAAAAACAGCACUUGCUCUAGAAAAAGAUAGAGCGAGACUAACGUGGUCCAGACAUACACUGUAUCGUAGGAACAGCAAGGCAGAUCUUAUCAAAAUGUGCAAGGACAAAGGAUUAGAUGUCAGUCGAUCAAAACGUGAGCUGGUAAAAACAAUAGCAAAACAUGCUGGUCAGUGUACGCCAUCUAGACCUAGCUUGUGUGAUGGUAAACUCGAUACUGUACCUGUUGGAACAAGGGCAUUGGCCAGACUGUCUGUCAGUGAACUUCUUGACAUACUACACCAUCAUGGAUUCUACUGCCUGGAGUCAAAAGACGAAAUGGUUCUGCGAGUAGCAGCUAUCCAGAAUGGAAGAUUUGACGUAGCAUUCAACCGAGAAAUGGAAGGAAUAGAAGACCUGGUGACAAUGGCAGAAGGGCUAAUAGUGGAUGAGAUGAGUGACUUUCUGCGAAACCUACCAUCAUUCCAUCGGCAGCGUAGCACUAAUGCCUUCCCCAAACCACCGAGAAAUACCAAAAAAGUGGACAAUUUCGACAGAGCAUAGUCGAUGUGUUUCUUGACAAACUAGAAGACCUACCCAAAUUAUUUAGCAGGUUCCACAGCAACUUGAAUAUUAGAAGGAAAUGUCUCACCGACAAAAACAAGACACCACAAAAAUCGAAACAACUGAAAAUAGUACAACACGCACCAACUCCAGCUGACCACCCUUAUCCAAGCUGGAGUGCUGCAUAAGAAGAUCUCCAUGAACGGUCCACAAGAGUAGGAGCAAAAAUUCGUGUAUGCCGGACUGAUGUUGACGCAAAAGACUCCAAUUGGGAAAGUGGCUGGUAUCGAGCAAUUGUCCAAGACUAUCAAGAGGAAGAAGAUGUGAUUGCUGUGAAUUAGGAUCACAAGCCACAGCAAGUAUACUACAUGGACGUAUGGCCAGCCACAAGCAAUGGAAAAUUACAGUGAAGUCGACUACAAAAGUUUCCUAUAUUUAGUAAAAUGUAGCAGGAAACUGGAAUUUUAAACUAGCCUCUAAUUCUAUGAUCAAUUAAUUAAUUACUAAAGUUACCUGUAGAACUGUACCAGUCUCUAAGCACUCAUUCUUUGAUAUGUAUACGUUAACAGUGAUUACUA
Molecule: messenger RNA, 2161 nt
Organism: Corticium candelabrum
Lineage: Eukaryota; Metazoa; Porifera; Homoscleromorpha; Homosclerophorida; Plakinidae
Exons: 1
Coding region: 182-1072 (296 amino acids)
Source: RefSeq, a predicted model, not a curated record